Molecule: messenger RNA, 1002 nt
Organism: Diplodia corticola
Lineage: Eukaryota; Fungi; Ascomycota; Dothideomycetes; Botryosphaeriales; Botryosphaeriaceae
Product: mitochondrial large ribosomal subunit
Exons: 2
Coding region: 1-1002 (333 amino acids)
Biological process (GO): translation; ribosome assembly
Cellular component (GO): mitochondrial large ribosomal subunit; ribosome
Molecular function (GO): structural constituent of ribosome
Source: RefSeq, a predicted model, not a curated record
AUGCCGUCGACUCUCCAGCUGACAGCCCUCCCAGCCGUCUCCCUCCCCCUCGCCCCCCGCCGCCCCUUCGUCUCCGACAUGUUCAACCGCUUUCGCAAGCGCCAAAAGGACGAAAAGCCCAGAAACGACCCCAACGCGCCGAAGCCCAAGAACCCGCUGCUGGAAAGAUACCUCCGCGAAAAGCCCACCGCCCAGGCCUCGGGCCAGCCGCAAGUGAAGCAGGGCUCCCUCUCCUCCGACUCCAUCUUCACCGAAGCCGAGCGCGCGCCGACGGCGCCUGCCGCUGCCGCUGCCGCCUCAGCCCCGAAGCGUCACGAAGCCCCCAUCACGGAGCUAUACCCCGGCCGCGACCCGGCUGCGAUGGCGAUGGCGCUGCACCCGGACCCGCGGGGCGACGCGCGGUGGGCGCGCAAGAUGGUGAUUCGGGAGACCAAGUACCGGGGGCGGGUGCAGCGGGCAGUCGCGCUGAAGCGCAUCGAGCGCGAGCAGCUGAUGCAGUCUGGCCAGAUCAAGACGUCGGUCAAGAAGCUGGGCAUGCUGGCCCGCCAGAUCCAGGACAAGCCCAUUGAGGAGGCCAUCCUGCAGAUGCGCUUCAGCAAGAAGAAGGCCGCCAAGAAGGUGCUCGAGCACCUCGAGUACGCCCGCGACUACGCCGUCGUCUCGCGUGGCAUGGGCCUGGGCGAGGCCCAGGGCACCAAGGGCGAGCCGGUGGAAAUCGAGUUGAAGGAUGGUCGUAGGAAGCUUGUUGAGGAUAAGACUGGCAUCUACGUCGACCAGGCUUGGGUCGGAAGGGGCACGUACGGCAGGGCGUGGGAUGUCAGGGCGAGGGGCAGGGUGAAUAUUCUGCGGUUACCGACGACGAGCAUUUCGGUGCUCUUGAAGGAGGAGGCGACGCGCAUAAGGCUGUCCGAGGAGAAGCAGCAGAAGCGUGCUAACCGUAAGGUAUGGACACAGCUGCCUGACAGGCCAAUUCAACAGCAACGCCAGCACCUGCUGUGGUAA